AUUAUGUAGCGGUUGGAAGAAAGCUGGAGCUAGCAGGGGAAAGUACCGACACGUGAACGGCGUCCUUGGGAGCCUCAUUAAGGAGCAUUACCCUGGCAUGGUUACUUUGCCUGGGGAGGGCAAAGUUCCGGAGCCAGCAUGUACCUGGGACCACUACAAAGCCAAUGAGGAUCUUGGUGUAGCCAACAACAUCGAGUUUCACAACAAAGCCGAGCGGGUCUUUGCCGAACUUUGGGAUUUCUAUAGAUGCGAGGAUGGAAAGUUGGAGGAGGCACGAGCAGUUGUCAACAAACAUUGCCCGAAGCUUGUGCAUAAUCUGAUGCAUGAGGCGCGCCCUUUAGCCGUCCGCAAAUAUAUGGCAACUCAAGGCUAUAAGAGUCUUGAUAAGAAAGCCGGUAGGAGACUCCGUCUUGAGAAGGACAAGUACAUGGAGGUUACUCCGAGAUGGUGCGUCGAUAAGGGGGAGUGUUGGGAGCGGAUCGUGGACUAUUGGUGUUCCAAAGAGUACAGGGCGAAAAAUAAAGAUUAUAGAAAUCGGCGAGCCGCAAUGCUGGAUCCACCACAUCAUCAAGGCAACUUGAACGUUAUGGAGUUCGGUGAACGCGUCUCACCAUAA
Messenger RNA from Triticum aestivum (bread wheat), 616 nucleotides. RefSeq lists its product as uncharacterized. The transcript has 4 exons. Gene Ontology annotation, biological process: transposition. NCBI's taxonomy places the organism in Eukaryota, Viridiplantae, Streptophyta, Magnoliopsida, Poales, Poaceae. The record is from RefSeq and is a predicted model, not a curated record. The coding region runs from base 98 to 616 and encodes 172 amino acids.